Marmota monax (woodchuck) is the source of this 1217-nucleotide messenger RNA. RefSeq names its product pannexin 3 (gene Panx3). Gene Ontology annotation, biological process: positive regulation of interleukin-1 production; monoatomic cation transport. The coding region runs from base 39 to 1217 and encodes 392 amino acids. NCBI's taxonomy places the organism in Eukaryota, Metazoa, Chordata, Mammalia, Rodentia, Sciuridae. The transcript has 4 exons. Gene Ontology annotation, molecular function: channel activity. The record is from RefSeq and is a predicted model, not a curated record.
ACACCUUGGCCCACUUGAACACCUUAUCUCAUAGCAUCAUGUCUCUGGCACACACAGCUGCAGAGUAUAUGCUCUCUGAUGCCUUGCUGCCUGACCGAAAGGGCUCCCGCCUGAAAGGACUGCGCCUGGAACUGCCCAUGGACCAGAUGAUCAAGUUUGUUGCUGUGGGCUUCCCCUUAUUGCUGAUGUCUCUGGCUUUUGCCCAAGAGUUCUCCUCUGGGUCUCCAAUCAGCUGCUUUUCUCCAAGUAACUUCAGUGUCCGGCAGGCUGCAUAUGUGGACAGUUCCUGUUGGGACUCCCUGGUUCACCAUGAACAGGAUGAGGCUGGCCGGUACAAGAUAAAAUCUCUCUGGCCCCACAAGGCCCUCCCCUACUCCCUUCUGGCCCUGGCCAUGGCCAUGUACCUGCCAGUACUGCUGUGGCAGUAUGCAGCUGUUCCAGCCCUCAGCUCAGAUCUGCUGUUCAUCAUCAGCGAACUAGACAAAUCCUAUAAUCGUUCCAUCCGCCUGGUGCAGCACAUGUUGAAGAUCCGGCAGAAGAGCUCUGACCCGCUUGUCUUCUGGGAUGAACUGGAAAAGGCCCGAAAAGAACGAUACUUUGAAUUCCCCCUACUAGAGCGGUACCUGGCAUGUAAGCAGCGCUCACAUUCACUAGUGGCCACCUACCUCCUGAGGAACUCCCUUUUGCUCCUCUUUACCUCAGCCACAUACCUGUACCUUGGCCACUUUCAUCUGGAUGUCUUCUUCCAAGAAGAAUUCAGCUGCUCCAUCAAGGCAGGGUUACUACAUGAUGAAACCCAUGUUCCUGACCUGAUUACAUGCAGGCUGACCUCCCUAUCCAUUUUUCAGAUUGUCAGCCUCUCCAGUGCAGCAAUAUACACCUUAUUGGUUCCUGUGAUAAUAUACAACUUCACACGGCUGUGUCAGUGGGACAAACGACUCCUAUCUGUAUAUGAGAUGCUCCCAGCUUUUGAUCUCCUCAGCAGAAAGAUGCUGGGAUGCCCAAUCAAUGACCUCAAUGUAAUUCUUCUUUUCCUCCGAGCCAACAUCUCUGAGCUCAUCUCUUUUAGCUGGUUGAGUGUCUUAUGUGUGUUGAAGGACACAACCAUCCAGAAGCAUAACAUUGACACAGUGGUCGAUUUCAUGACGUUACUGGCUGGCUUAGAACCCUCAAAACCCAAACAUCUCACCCAACAGAUGUGUGAUGAACAUCCAUAG